This is a messenger RNA of Salarias fasciatus (jewelled blenny), 1041 nucleotides long. Its product is annotated as alpha-(1,3)-fucosyltransferase 4-like. Lineage: Eukaryota; Metazoa; Chordata; Actinopteri; Blenniiformes; Blenniidae. Gene Ontology annotation, cellular component: membrane. The record is from RefSeq and is a predicted model, not a curated record. The transcript has 2 exons. Gene Ontology annotation, molecular function: alpha-(1->3)-fucosyltransferase activity. The coding region runs from base 1 to 1041 and encodes 346 amino acids.
AUGAAGCGGCCCAGUCUGCUCCUGGCAGCCGCCAAACGUCUCGUCAAGUGCCGCAGCUUCAGGUCGUUACCACCGCGCUGUCAAGGCGGGGAUAAGCCGAGCAGCGAAGACACGCUGCUCCUGGUGUGGUUUCACAAAGGGGGGAAACCUCCCGACUGCUGGCACAGCUUUGGGAUCAGUGGGUGUACCAUCACCAUCGACAGGAGGCUGUACAGCCAGGCCCAUGCCGUGCUCAUCGCGCACCGCGAUGUGAUCAACAUUGGCGACUGGUCCCUGCCUCAGGAGUCACGACCGCCUGGGCAAAAGUGGAUCUGGUUCAACGUGUACGCUCCCUCGAAUUCACUGCGGCUGUGGGAAUAUGAAGGACUGUACAACCUCACACUGACAUACCGUGAAGACUCUGACAUCGCUCUGCCUGUUGGGUAUGUAAUCCCAAACGCAUUCUUGGAUGACUUCCCAAUGGCUUCUUUUGCUUAUCGGCUGGACACAUCGUCCACUUCCAGUCCGCGUCCCGGCUUCGUGUCCUGGGUGGUCAGCCACUGGGGGGAGAACCUGGAGCGCGUGUCCCUCUACAAACACCUCAAAGAGUACAUUCAAAUCGACGUGUUUGGGGGGGUGGGGACACCGAUCCCACCCGGUAAGGAGACCGUGGUGGAGCUGAUCCGACAGUACCGGUUCUACCUGGCCUUCGAGAACUCGCAGUACACCGACUACAUCACGGAGAAGCUGUGGAACGCGGUGCAGGGCGGCGCCAUCCCCGUGGUCCUGGGUCCGUCCAGGAAGAACUACGAGCGCUUCCUGCCCCCCGAGGCCUUCAUCCACGUUGAUGACUUCCCCACAGUAUGGGACCUGGCCCGGUACCUGCUGGUGGUGAAGGACAGUCCGUCUCUGAUCGAGCUACACCUCAGCUGGAGGAGAGACUACAGCAUGUACAGGCCAUAUGAAUGGAGGGAAUUCCACUGUACAGCCUGCAGGGUGGUGAGAGAGCGCAAAGGCAGGACUGAUGUGGUCCAACACCUGGCAGCGUGGUUUUACUCAUGA